Molecule: messenger RNA, 1176 nt
Organism: Moneuplotes crassus
Lineage: Eukaryota; Ciliophora; Spirotrichea; Euplotida; Euplotidae
Source: the annotation of a GenBank genome assembly
GAUUGUGGAGCGAUCAUUGGAGAAGGAUCCUACUCCCAAGUCAGGAUUGCCAAAGAUAUCACCAAUGGGCAGAACAUUGCUCUCAAGUUGUUUAAAGCCUCCACAGAGGAAGGUAAAUAAAAACCUAAAAGAAGCAAAAUUGCUCUGCUCUUUCUCUCAUAAGAAUAUCGUCAGGUUUUUGGAAUGAGGAAUUGAUGUUGAGCUCAAGCAAGAACAUAUGAACAAAAAUGUUAGCUUCAUUGCGACCGAAUUGGCUGAAAAAGGAUCCUUAUUUGACUAUAUAAAGGCUUCCCAAGGAUUGAAUGAACGGUUAGCCAGAACUCUCUCAGUGCAAAUUGUAGAAGCAAUUGAAUUUUUGCACUCAAAAGGGAUCAGCCACCGUGAUAUUAAGCCUGAAAAUAUUUUUCUCACCCAAAAGUUUGAGUGAAAAGUAGGUGAUUUCGGGUUUGCUACCCAAAAUAUUACAGACGAUACUUACUGAGGAUCCUCUUGCUACAUGGCCCCUGAGAUCUACAAGAAGAAAAGGUACAACUGUCAAGCCACAGAUAUAUUCUCCUUGGGUGUCUUUUUUUUCUUCAUGGUUACCGGGAAAUAUCCAUUUGCUUGAGCUGAUGUGACAGAUAGUAAAUUUAAGGCAAUUUUAACAGGCAAAACUUCACUUUUCUGGAGAACAGCACUUGGGUCUAAGAAAAGACUCAGCCAACUCUCUCCAGAAUUCAUUGAACUAGUGACUUUAUGACUUUCCCCUGAUCCUGUCCACCGUCCAACAAUCUCAGAAAUCUAUACUCAUGCAUGGUUCAAGACUGCGGCUGAAGAAUAUUCAUCUUCAGAUAACGGAACCGUUUACUCAGAUGAAAUUUCAUCGGAACUUCUGAACAUCGAAUCCGAGAUUGAUGAUAUUUCUGAUACAUUUAUAUCUUUCCACUAAGCGUGCAAUGGCUUAAGACUAAAAUAAUACUUGACACGAAUCAGGGAAGUCCUUUUAUUUACUUUAAAUGAACUAAUUUCUCCUAAACUUGACCAAAAUGAGAGUUCAUUUCCAAGAGGAGUUCAAAGGUAUUCCUUUUAUCAGUGGCAACUUAAUAAGUCCCUUAAGUUCAUGGUUGGAUGGCUAUACUUGGCAUCUAGCCUAGACCUGAGGGAUACAAUAAUUUAUAAUCAAACACUUAAUUCAUU